Messenger RNA from Pectinophora gossypiella (pink bollworm), 4919 nucleotides. RefSeq names its product endophilin-A (gene EndoA). The transcript has 12 exons. Gene Ontology annotation, molecular function: protein binding. Bases 374 to 1777 code for a protein of 467 amino acids. Lineage: Eukaryota; Metazoa; Arthropoda; Insecta; Lepidoptera; Gelechiidae. The record is from RefSeq and is a predicted model, not a curated record. Gene Ontology annotation, biological process: synaptic vesicle uncoating. Gene Ontology annotation, cellular component: cytoplasm; presynapse; glutamatergic synapse.
AAAACAAAUAUGUUUGGAGCUCUAAUUAAACGAAAUUUAUGAUUAAGCAUUCUCAACAGAACGUUUUAAAUAAGCACGAGAUAUUUUCAUAUUUUCUAUGUUUGCAGUCUGACUGACAGUAAUCAGCAAGUCUGACGACUUUACGUUCUAUAGUAAUUCGUAGACGGCCGACGACGUUUGAUCGUUCGUUGAAUAAGCUGUUUUUGUGUAUUGAUCUGUAAAAGAACAGAAUUGGGUGAAAUUAUAACCAAAAGGCCUAUUCGGGAUUGCCAGUGAUUGUGUGCGUGAACAGAGUUCGUCGCUGCAGACUUCGUAGGGUUCGAAAGACCCCCAGCAAGACUUCGGGCUGUAUUCCAAAAGCGAAAGGCCAACCAUGGCGUUCGCCGGGCUGAAAAAGCAAAUCAACAAAGCUAAUCAGUAUGUCACAGAAAAGAUGGGUGGUGCUGAAGGCACCAAGUUGGACCUGGACUUCGUGGAAAUGGAAAGAAAAACCGACGUGACAUGCGAGCUAGUGGAAGAGCUACAGACGAAAACAAAAGAGUUCCUGCAACCGAACCCGACGGCACGGGCCAAGAUGGCGGCGGUUAAAGGCAUCAGCAAACUAAGCGGGCAGGCAAAGAGCAACACAUACCCACAGCCUGAAGGCGUGCUCGGGGAUUGCAUGCUGCACUACGGCAAGAAGCUCGGAGAGGAUACUGUCUUUUCACAAUGCCUGAUAGAGAUGGGCGAGGCGAUGAAACAGAUGGCUGAUGUCAAGUACUCGCUCGAUGACAACAUCAAGCAGAGCUUCCUCGAGCCGCUGCACCAUCUGCAGACGAAAGACCUCAAGGAGGUUAUGCAUCACCGGAAGAAACUACAGGGCCGUAGGCUCGACUUCGACUGCAAACGACGUAGACAAGCAAAAGGCCCUGGUAGGGUUAGUCCCUAUAUGAGCCCAAGUCACGGGUCAUCACAAAGACAGGGUGCUCACAUUCCAGACGAUGAGAUCCGACAGGCUGAGGAGAAGUUCGCGGAGUCGCUGCAGCUCGCCCAAAUUGGCAUGUUCAACCUUCUUGACAAUGAUGUGGAGCAAGUGGCGCAGUUGUCGUUCUUCGCCGAGGGUCUACUGGAGUACCACCAGCAGUGCACGGAGAUACUCAAAACACUCGUCUCUACUCUCAUGGAGAAGAAAGAGGAGGCAGUCAACCGUCCGAAGAUGGAGUUCGUACCAAAGACUCUCGCCGAUCUCCACAUCGAGGGCGUCCACGAUCUGAACAAUGGUAGGCGGUACGGUUCCACCCAAAGCCUCUCCCGACCACGGACCACCAUCCCUCCCUCCUCCUCCGUCGGCGACCUUAGCACUGACCCCUUUAGAGCCUGGGACUCACCUAUGAAGCCACCGACCUCGAGACCAGUAAACGCCCGGCCAGUAAACACCCGGCCAAUAAACGCAAGGCCAGUAAACGAACGGUCAAUGAACCCGCCCGCGCCAGGGUUCAUACCGCACCCGGCGCCGCGGAAUCAGUUCAAUGGCCGAGACCCCUGGACAGCGUCGCCACUGCCGUCGCCGGUUAAGUCUCCGGCGCGGACGCCGGUCGCGCAGAACAAGACGCCGUGCUGUACCGCGCUCUAUGACUUCGAUGCGGAGAACCAGGGCGAGCUCGGAUUCAAGGAAAACGACGUGAUCACGCUGAUCAGCAAAGUGGACGACAACUGGUUCGAAGGCUCUGUCAACGGCAAGACGGGCUAUUUCCCCAUCAGCUAUGUGCAGGUGACAGUGCCACUGCCCAACAUGUAAGCCUCCUUCACUGUCCUGUCAAUACAACUUUGUUAAGGAGCAGGAGAAAGGCAAAUGGACACGUAUUACGCAUUCGGACGACUUUUUUAAAAAUUUUACGUAAUUUCGUCAAAGAACACUUUGGCGAUCGAAACAAUCAGUCUAAAGUAGACAAUUAAUGCCAAAAUUUGCGCCACCGAAAUUACAUAAAAAUCUUUCAAAAAUUCUCCCAUCCAGUGAAACCUAUCUGUGCAAUAUUCCGAUUAUUUCAAAACAUUUAUUUUUAUUUAUCUCGUUCUAAAUUGAAUUGUUAUUUUAGAUAACACGCAUUUAUCUUUUUAAUUUUCCACCAACAUAUUUACCUAAGUUUAAUUAUCCUAAUUAAUAAUAACUGACUGAUAAAGUUGUUUUUAUAGUUAUUGUUUGAUCUGUCUGUAUGAUAGACGCGUGAUUACAAAGUCCAUUUGCCGUCACAAGAUGUUCAAUCGACAGUACGUUACCAACCGAGCUGAGAAUGGAUUUUACAACUUUUUCGGAUAUCGGAACUAGUGAUUGGCCUUAACAAACGUUGUAUUGCAUAAACAUUGUUAUUUAUGUCUCGUUACGCAGUAUUACGUAGAGGAUUUGUAUAAUUUGAGUCUGUAACUGUGUCAAAAGCUCAAUGUUAUAGUUACGAAGUUUUACCCUCAUACUCAUUUGAUCAAUUAACUGGUCUUAUUAUAAUACCUAAUCCGAUUUAUAAAAGUAAUUUUAACGUGUCUUCCGAUUAUUUAAAUUGCUUUUCAAUGUAUGUAAAAUUAAUUUCGAAUUUAUUGUUUGCAUUUACAAUUCAAUUGAGGGAGGACAUAUUCAUAGAAUAAUGUUGGAAUCAUUGCUAUAAUGUUGCCAUUUUAAUUGAUGACUUAUUUAUAAUAUUCUUGUAUGUUUAUGAUAAUGAAUUGACAAGUUAGGUGCAAAGAGUUAUUUUAUUUGUAACUUUUUAUUAGUUUUAUAUGACCCAAGUCGAAUAUGGUUAUACCUCGUUAUGUUAGGUGAGGUGGUAGGAGAGGGUAAGUCUUUAAAAUCUGUCAACUACUGUCCUUGUAAAGAUAAAACUUUACAGGAUUCUUAAAAAAUAUUCCAUGUAAAACUUUUGGAACAUGCUUCUGUUAGAGAACAAAGGGAUUAAAAAGGACACACAUCGAAGCAAUUCAUCUAUAAAGCAAUAUUGCAAUUUGACAUUUGCGCGUAUAAAAGUGCGUAAUGCAAACAAAUGUCAAAUAGCGAGCGUUAUUGUUUUCUAAAUUAAUUGCUUCGAUGUGGCCUUUUUAACCCCCAAAAAUACACACAAAGACACCUAGAUGCCCACCAGAUUGAGGUUCAUAGUGUAGAGAGGGUAGUCGUACCACUGAGAACACCAGCUUAGGAGACGAGUGGCAGUACCGUCACAUCGUGUGAGUGUAUGUGAGAGGAGGCUAAACGCCUCGAGGCAGCAUCAAUUCUGAGGGGUGAUAUUUUAUAGUAAUUCCUGUACAUUUGUUGAUAUUAUUGUGGAUCUAUUUUUGUAGAUGCGCUUUUCUCUGUAUAGGUUCCCCCUUGCUGUUUAAUUAGUUGAAGUUUCCUUGUUUCGUGCCCUUCGGUUGAAUGCACAGGAUAUAAACGUUUUUAGGAUUAUCAUGUAACUAGUUAACAUAUGAGAUUAGAUUUUAUAGUUAUAUCUUUGCGAGUAAUUAUUUAUCUAAAUGGAGAAAUGUAUACAAUGUAACGUAUAUUAUACACAUGAUAAGAGAAGUGAUGGAUUUAUGUAAGAAUUGUUGAAAUCUUGCCAGGAAUCCGUGGCGUUUCGAUGUUCGAUGUGUUAUUGGCAUAUUAUAAUAAUAAAUAAUACUAUAAUGUCAUUGUGAUAACGUUAGAUAUCAUGCUGUUGGUGCAGUGUCCUAUACCAUGCGUUUAUAUUUAAGUUUACUUUUUAUAUUUUUUUAUUCUAAUUCUUUUUACUCGUCAUUAUGUUAUUUAUGUGCAUAAUAUUUUAGUCAAAAUAAACGCUAUUCUUCUUUAUAAAUUACAAUACAUAAUUGAUACCAAAAAUAUUUCAAUUUAGUGAAUUUAUUACAUGGCCUCUCAAUAGUGUUAUUAAAUGUAUUUUAAAUGCACUUACUUAUGAACUUAAGGUCUUACAUAUUUCACUUUGUCCAAUAUUGAUGUUGCAGUAAUGUCGAACAUUAUUUCUAAAUCGUUAUUGUCGUAAACUAAAACUGACCCCAUUGUAUCACUUUUCUGGCAUACAAAAGACAAUACCUAGAUCUAAUGUUAGUUGUAUGUAAGUUCAUAAAUAAUUGUUCUAUCUUCAAGUGUCUCUUAAUGUAAGUAUUUUGAGUAAAUAAUGCAUUCGUCAGUGUUAUGAGGAUGUUUCAAUGUUUAAUGUGCGAUGCUCCGAUGCGGAAUGUAACCCACGUGAGCGGACCGAGCAUCCAUCACUAUUCUAUUUCUCAAUAAUACUUCACGCAAUCUUCUCUGUCAUUUCGGGGAGUGAAUGCGAUCUGUUGUUGUAAUGUAAGAUUCUACAGAAUUGGAAUAAAGUGUAAAUGAUAAAUGAGAGGACCUAUUUUAUAGUUGCCCUUUACUGUGUUGGUUCUGUGUCGCUUUACAACAUGCCUGCGGAGUGACGCACUCGGGGAACGAUAGUUGUUGAUAAAAUAAGGUCGUUGUGACUUGUGACCGUUCCAAAAUAUAAGCAGACGGUCGAUCGCACGAGACGCGAUGUCGGGACAAAGAGAGUUGAAUGAAACACGAGUCAUUGCUCUGCGUAUUAUAGAACCAGUGUCUACAUAUAAAUAAAGCGGGCAUGCUAAUCGCCACAAAUAGACUACAAACUGCGAACUUGUUUUGAAUAAAACGAGUAUGAAAAACAAAACAAACCGUCGUCAUAUCUGCUGUUUAUCAACAACCACCAUUCCUCAUAAAUCUAUUCUCUAAAGAAUGGGACAUAAAUAUUUUGCUAUCGUCGCGAGAUUGUCUGUUAUGAUGUAAUAUUCUCGUUCAUGUUACUGUAAUCUUAAUACUGUAAUUUGAUAGAUUAAAACUUGAAGAGAUGUAAUACAAAUAUUAUUGAUUUGUAUUAAAAUUUAUCCCGAAACUUAUUGCUCGUUUUCGCCUCCUAAUAAAAUGUUAACAAUUAAAACUA